This is a messenger RNA of Xyrichtys novacula (pearly razorfish), 10146 nucleotides long. The record is from the annotation of a GenBank genome assembly. Lineage: Eukaryota; Metazoa; Chordata; Actinopteri; Labriformes; Labridae.
CCAGUCGGAGAAGUUCGGUGUGUGUGAGAGCGCAGCAGAGCAGACGGAGCAGAGAGAGUCAGGAUGAGGUAAAAUCAACUCUAACUGUUCACUUUAAACACAGAAUCACUCUGAUUAUCGUCUGAUUAUCAUCUAUUUAGUCUGUUUUUAUGGAGGUUUAGUUUCUGUGACAAACAGGGAGACGUGCCGCUCCUUUUUAGACAGGAAGAUCACGGAACGGUUAAAUGUUCCGGUUUUAUGCAGGAAGACACAGAGAACUGUUAUAACCGUUAUUUGUAAUUCAUCUACUAUUAACCUGAAAUAUACAGUUUACCUAAGGUCUUUCUACAAACAGCCUGUGACUCUGUGGGUCACAGAGGUUUGAGUUUGUUCAGAGAAAUUCAGGUAGAGAAAAUUAAAACUUUAUAACUGAACUUUAAAAAAGAUCAAAUUCAUAUUUACAGUCUGUUUUCUCAGCGAGUGACUCAGCAAGAAGGUUAAACAUGGAGGAUAAGUUCUGAUCAAUUAUUAUAAUAUUGUGUGUGUGUGUGUGUGUGUGUGUGUGUGUGUGUGUGUGUGUGUGUGUGUUUUCUACAGACACCUGAGUCCUGUGUCCAGGUGUGAUGUUGAGAAUUAAUCUCAGGUGUGUUCAGGUGGUCUGGGUUUUCAUCCUGUCAGAGAGUUUGUCAUCAGCAGGUACGAUCACUAACACCCCCCCGAUCAGCUUUAUUGACAUGAAUGUUUGUACAAUAAUGCCAAAGUGUUUCAACACAACUAUGAUCAUAACAAUAAUAAUUUAUUAAUAAUUAUUAUAAUAAUAAAUAGUGUCAGUAUCAUCAUGUUUGCAGAUAAAAAAACUCUGAAGCAGUUGUUCGGAUUAUUGUCAGUUUUUUAAUUGCAUGUAUUUACAUACUUUCAUGUAUUCACAUAUUUUCAUGUAUUUACAUAUUUUGCUGUUUCUAAAUCAGUGGUCUUUCGUUUUCUCCAGAGAUGUCUGAACUUUUCCUGGUGUGUGAGUUCAGUAUGUGUGUGUGUGUGUGUGUGUGUCUUGAUGUGUGUGUGUGUGUCACAGUGUCUCCAUCUGUGUGGACCAGGUCUGUGGUUCUGAGUCUGUACACAGUCCAGGUUCUCCUCAGUCUGGGGUCAGGUGAUCAAUUAUGAUCAGUCAUUUGUUUAGGGUCAGAUAGUGUUGGAGGGAUUAUCAAUUAUCGAUCAGUUUGUGUUAUUGACGACAAGCUCACUGUCACUCUGCUGGUUGUGUGUUUUAUAAAUCGUUUUUGAUUGGAUGCCCGUCCCUUUUGCAGCCGUGUCACAUCAGACACUCUCCUUCCUUUUUCUCACCUGUUUGUUCACCUGUUCUGGAGAAAAGGAGCCGCCUCCUGACAUCUGACCCUGCUCUGUUUGACAAAAUUUAUUUUUUUCAUUACGUUUCUUGUUCAUAUUUCCAAACCUUGUCCUGGGUUCUGAAUUCAAUAGUUCUCCUCUGGAUCUGAAUCAGCAGGGGGAUCUGGUCCAGCUCUGUUGUUUGGACAGUUUCUGUGGACGCAGUUCUUUCUCUUGGUUUGGGUCUCAGUGCCCCAAACUUCAGGGCCUUAAAAAGGCUCAGUGAGUUUUUAUAAACCUAAACCCAGAUCUUAUUGGGGGUUUAAUCGGAAAAGGGUGUUUCUUCCUCUGUGGUAGUCUCUGCCGGCGUUAUCAGCAGGAGCAGACGCAGUCCUAACAGACGCAGUUUUUAUAAGGCCCUGGUAUCUGGACUCCAGGACUCCAAAUUUGAACUUUUUUUUUCUCGACCUUUCUCUUCUUUGAAAAAUCACUGUUUAGGUUUUUAUGCGAUUCACACUGACAUAAGUGCCGCCCCUGCUCUGACAGUGAAAGCAGCGAUAAAUCAUCGACAUACAAGAGUCUGGUCCUCCGUCAGUGUCUCUCCAGACAGGAAACAGGAAGUGGGCAUGAAAGCGUCAAGAUGAUCAGAACCUACAUUUCCUGUUUCUGACAGUGGGUUUCUCUGAAAUGUGCUGCAAGGAGGAACUACAUAAUAUCAUCCCCAACUACCAUAGCUACUAUCACUACCAUCACUACUAUCAAUACCAUCACUACCAUCAUACUAUCACUACCAUCACUACCAUCACUACCAUCACUUCUAUCAAUACCAUCACUACCAUCACUACCAUCACUACUAUCACUACCAUCACUACUAUCUCUACCAUCACUACUAUCACUACCAUAACUAUCAUCACUUCUAUCACUACCAUCACUACUAUCACUACUAUCAAUACCAUCACUACUAUCACUACCAUAACUACCAUCACUACCAUAACUACCAUCACUACCAUAACUACCAUCACUACCAUCACUACCAUAACUAUCAUCACUACCAUCACUACCAUCACUACUAUCACUACCAUCACUACCAUAACUAUCAUCACUUCUAUCACUACAUCACUACUAUCACUACUAUCAAUACCAUCACUACUAUCACUACCAUCACUACCAUAACUACCAUCACUACCAUCACUACUAUCACUACCAUCACUACUAUCACUACCAUCACUACCAUAACUACCAUAACUACCAUCACUACCAUAACUACCAUCACUACCAUCACUUCUAUCACUACCAUCACUACUAUCACUACCAUAACUAUCAUCACUACCAUCACUACUAUCACUACCAUAACUACCAUCACUACCAUAACUAUCAUCACUACCAUCACUACCAUCACUUCUAUCACUACCAUCACUACUAUCACUACCAUAACUACCAUCACUACCAUAUCACUACCAUCACUACCAUAACUAUCAUCACUACCAUCACUACCAUCACUUCUAUCACUACCAUCACUUCUAUCACUACCAUCACUACUAUCACUACCAUCACUACUAUCACUACCAUCACUACUAUCAAUAUCAUCACUACUAUAACUACCAUCACUACUACUAUCACUACUACCAUCACUACCAUCACUUCUAUCACUACCAUCACUACUAUCACUACCAUCACUACUAUCACUUCCAUCACUUCUAUCACUACCAUCACUACUAUCACUACCAUCACUACUAUCACUACCAUCACUACUAUCACUUCCAUCACUACUAUCACUACCAUCACUACUAUCAAUACCAAAACUACCAUAACUACUAUCCCCACCAUAACUACCACCACGAAAAUAGCUAGAACUACUAUCCCUGCCAUCACUACCAUAACUACCAUAACUACCAUAACUACCACUGCUAGGACUGCUUCAUACACUGUUAAUAGUUCAUCACUACAGGCUGUUCAUACCUCUUUAGUUUGACCUGUUAGAAGGAGUGAUAACACUUGAACUUCUUUAAAGGUCGUACUUAUUAAAGUGUCGCUGCUGUUCUUACCUCAACAUUGAAAACACUUCCUGCAGUUUUCACACUUGGGUAUCUGCGGGUCUGAAAGAGUCUUACACGUCUCCAAUCCAGUUGUGGUUGUUCUUGUUUUUCGUGAUCUUUACAGACAUCCUGUUUUAUCAGUGAUGGUUUGUCUUUGUUCAUUCGAGAACUCUAGGUUUACAGGAACUCAGCCGAAGAAGAAGAAGAAGGUGGUGGUUUUUGGUCUGCGAUGAACUCUGAUGAUUUUUUUGGAGGUUUUAACAUUUUGGUGAUUUCGUUGCUCAGGCCCACCUGCUCCUCCGUCUCAGCCUCACUGUUUUAUCCCUUGUGAUGAGAGCUGUGGGUUUAAUAUCCUCUGUACCUGGGAACCAGAGCCAGACCCUACAACCCCGACCAACUACACCCUGCACUGGGAGUCUGCAGAUACAAAGUAAGAACUCAGAUCCCGAUCCAAAUGUUCUCUUUGUCUCUUUCAGCAGGAAAUGCUGAAGUUUGAUGAAGUGUUUUUGGAGAUAGUUUCACUCUUGGAUGUUUGUCUGUUCUGGUCCUGCAGGGGUGGGCAUACGUUUCAUGGGUCCAGAGUGAGUGGGUCAAUCCCUCGUGAACACUUUAACAGGAAUGUUGAUCUUCGUGUUUGGGUCCAGGCUGAAAACCAGCAAGGUUCUGCCAAAUCUCCGGAGACCAAGUUCAACACAGAGAAGAUUUGUAAGUGAAUUCAGUCCAAGACUUACCUGCUCCAUCCUAAAGCUUUUGUCCUUAAAUGGUUCCUGGUUUCCUGUUUUCAGUCAAACCAGCUCCCCCUGUAGUCCGCUGGGAUCCUCAGGAGCCGUUGGAGAUCACCUGGACCUCAGGCUGUACGCAGCUGAAGCGCUCUCUGGGUCUCUGUGAUGUCCGAUACCAAGCUGUGGACAGUCAGGACUGGAUCCAGGUGUGUGUUUUUGGUCUUCGUCUCUUCAGGUGAACUGUACACUGGACAAACGGCGUUGAGGAGAAAAGGUGGACGCCGAAUUCUAACGCAAACUGUCUCUGCAGGGGGACUCGUAUCACAGCAGCUUCUCCUUCGACAGCCUGCAGGCCUGCUCGCUCCACCUGGCCCAGGUACGCUGCGCCUGCUCCUCCGGCCUGAAGAGCGACUGGAGUGAACUCAAAAGGAUAACCCCACCAGGGACAGGUGAGCACGGCUCCGUGAAGUCUCACCUGUUUAAUAAAGAAAGAGUUGAACUGAGUUAGUUUAUGUCGAUAUCUGUGUUGAACUAAACUAAACUAGUUAGUAAUCUGAGUAAAGAGUCUCAUUUGUGUAUUAAACCGAUCUGCUCAUGUUCCUCUCUCUCUUUUUAUCGAUCAGCUCCUGUUGGAGAGCUGGAUCUAUGGAGAGACUGUGGGCUUCCUCCUCACAGCACUGACUGUCACCUCACCUGGAAGGUGAGUAUAUGCAGAGGUCACUUCCUGUGACGUCAGGAGAAAACCCAACAAACAGUUUCAGCACUAAAACCACUGACUACACGAGUAAACGUACUAAAAUGUCGUAUCCAGUAUGCCAAGAAUCCCCAAAUGACCGCCUUCCUUCCGUUACUGUUACCUUCAAUACAAAGCACCUGGUCAGAGUUUAGAGAGCCGUGAGCCAAUCAAAUGCUGCCAAGCUGCGUGCUGUUUCAUUAACAAAACGUUCUGAUGGUCAAUGUCAAAUUAGAAACAUCAGAGUUAGAAAUGAAGUCAAGAGUCUAACACCUGAUGUCCUGAAUUUAUCACCUGUUUCUCAGUUGGACAUGAUUCAAUUAUUUUUCCUUCUAUUAUUAACUUCAUGAACUUCAGACGCACUUGAAUCUCUUUUUGUUCCAGAAACUUCCAACAUCACAGGCCUGUGGUGACAUUCUUGGGUAUGAGGUGACACUGACUCACCUGGACGGCUCGGUUGAUUUCAUGAACGUGUCCACAGCUGACCACAGCGACCUUUUGGUGUGCGAGGAGGUGAAAUGUCACCUGAACUCCUCUCUGAAGGGCAUGUCGUCUGUCAAUGUGUCGGCCUUUAAUGCUCACGGGAUUGGAGCGCCGUCUCACCUGUCUGUGUCAGUAACAGGUAACAGUGAGACAAACAGGACAAAAUCACAUUGUUAUAAUAAUAACAAUAAUUUACUAUUAUUUUGCUGUUGUUUUUGAUGUAAACAGAUUGGUUCUUCAUUUCUUCUGUCUUACUCAGGUGAGGGGCGGAUGGAGAAGGAUCCACACAUGAAUAUGACGGAGGUGAACCUCACUGUGUCCUGGACCGACAUCUCCGUUCCGUCUGACAGCGUGAAAGAAUAUGUGGUUCAGUACAAAGAAGCAGGACGUCCUCUGGGCCAGGGACUGGACUGGGUCAGAGUGUCCAACGGGCAGACAUCAGCUGUUUUUAAAGGUGCACCUGAACAUCUGAACAUCUGAACACAUGAAAGUCCCACUACUUUUUAUAAACUAUUUAAAGUGUUAUCAGUGGUUCUUUAAAUUGUGAUUAUGAAGCUAAAAUCCCAUUACCUGUGUCAUUUUAAAGGACUUUUCUUCUGCAGAGCUCCUGUAGCUCAUUAGCAAGUCACCUCUGAGUUGUGGGCGGAGUCUGCGCUGCUCUGGGCACUCCUCUUUAUGCUUGUUUGUAGCCUAACGUUGCCGCUGUAGUAGAAGUAGCAGGUAACAUCGGAGUUAUUCAGACACUAAUGUCUUGAGGGACAUGAUGAAAGUUAAUAUCAUAAUUAACUUUCUUUCGAGCAUUACAACCCGCUAACACACACGCUUGUUCUGCGAUCGUCCUCUCUACUUCUCUCCGUCUGGCCUGUGGAGCGGGGCUCUGGGGGCGGAGCUUGCAGUUGUGACGUAGGAAAUCCCGCUGUGUCUGAACCAUAGACUGUAUAUAGAAUGAACGCAGUGGAGUUUCACAGCUCAAGGAAGAACAUUUGUGAUCAUUACUUCAUGGAAAUGUAGUAGCCGGCUGUAAGUCGGACUCGUAUCCAGUGAGAGUUGGACUCUUUGUCACUGGUUCUGUUUAUAACCUUUCUGGACAGAAUUUCUAGGCGUAGCCGGGGGGCGGAGGGUGACCGGUUUGACAGGCAGAAGAUGAUGUGGUUCUUCCAGCUUCGUCGAGCAGUGACCUUCAGCUCUCGUCAGUGUAUCUUGUAUGUGACCUGCAGAUGCGGUAGUUCUUCUGCCUUAGCGUCUCGGUCUGAUUUCAUUUCCAUGAAGUAAUAAACAUAAUGUUUUCACUGUUAGUUAUGUUUAGGUUAGUUAUGGUUAACUGAGUCAUGGUUGGUUUAUUUAUGGUCAGGUUAGUUUGGGUUUAAAGUUAGUGUAUUUAAGGUUUUCUGUGCCUUUGUUGUUGUUUUCUCAUUAACAUUCUGAUAUGUGUCGCCCCCUUUAGGUCACUUUCAGAAGUACAAGCCCUACAAAGUUUCACUCUUCACAGUAUCACACAGUAACGUGUCGUCAGGACCCUCAUCUGUCCGUCACCUGUCCUCAGCAGUCGGAUAUUCCCUUCAGGGUGGUCAGUUUCGUCUCUGGUCUAAAACUCGUCAUUUUUGCCCGGAGACAAAGAUUUGUCCCUGAUGUCCAUUUCUUCGCCUUUUAGUUCCACCCAGAGUGCCGUCAUUUAAGCUUGUGUCCAACUCUGACAGUCCGGUGAAGGUGUCCUGGGAGCCUAUCCCCCUCGAGCAACAGAGCGGGACCAUCCAGUUCUACCAAAUCGGAGUUAAGCAACAAGACAGUAUAAACUCGUUUUCAGGUAAACUGAAACUCUAAAAUAUUCAGUUCUGUGAGAUCAGAUCAGUCUGAAGUCAGGAUUAGGUUAUUCAGGGUUUAGUGAAUCUAGGGUUCAGGCUAGCAGGUCCUGGUUUUAAGUCGAGACCAGGGUAUCACUUUUCUCAGUGACUCUGUUUUUACUCUCUCAGUGUUGAAUGUGAGUUCGUCCCAGACCUUUCAUAUGGUGGACGUCAAGCAGGGUGAGGUGUACGAGGUCUGGAUCCGAGCCGUUACUAAAGCCGGGCCCGGAGAGAAAACCACGCUGACCAUCAAUUUGCCGGCCCCCCCGGAUAUUGGUACUGGAAAGGAAAAGCAUUAAUAAAGGAAGUGAGACUUUUUUCAACAUCAAAUCAAGAAAAUCGAUGAAUAUUUAAUUUCCUCUCUCCCCCACUUUCACCCCCAGCCCUCCUUUCACUGGUCGUGGUCGCGAUCUUCCUGGUUACAGGUCUUGUUUCUGUCGCCCUCCUCUGGUGAGAUUGCAACAUGAGUAAUAUUGUUGUUAUAUUGUGUGUUUAUUAUAUCUUGUGUCAUUCACUAAUCACAACACAAACGUCAGGACUACUUUCCUGAGAAGAUGGUUCAGUCCAGAUUUCUCUGUGAAGCUCAGAAACGACUGAUUUCUGUUUUUAUUCUGCAGAGUUUGAAGUCACGAGUUUGUCUGACGGUUUGAUUUGAACGUUUUUCUGUCCGAUAGCUUUUGUCCGGGAACGAAGACAGCGUGUUCGCUGAUGCGUUUCUGCGGGAAGGUGCCGGAUCCUGGAAACAGCAACAUCCUCAAACAGAUGAAGCACCAGGUGAGAGACCGACUUCCAUGACAGGAUUCCUGUGUCUGCUGGGUCUGAGCAAAGAGCCGAGUUUGAACCGACAAUGACCCAAAGUCCCCCGAUCUUUGACAAUUCUCAGAUAAGUUUAAUUGAUUAAUAAUUUGGGAUUUAAAGUGUGUGUAAACGUGUGAUAAAUGAGACUGUCACAUGCAUUCAUUAUUUAACUUCUAUUUUCUAAGUUCUUGUUCCUGUAUUUUAGAGGGCAGAGUCACUUUUCGGCUGUCAUUUGAAAGUAAAUGUGACCAUAACAACGCUGCCGAUCUACACUGCGAUUCAAAGACUUUUAGGCUUAUUUGUUGUUUUCACUGGAUGCAGAAUGUAAACAUGUGUUUUUCAGGCCAAAAGCCUUUUUAGAUUGUAAAUGAGAGUGUGAAAGAUGAGAGUGUAAAGGAUGAGAGUUUGAAGGAUGAGAGUUUGAAGGAUCAGAGUUUGAAGGAUGAGACUGUGAUGGAUGAGAAUGUGAGGGGUGCUGUGGUCCUGAUACCUUUUCAGUGUGAUGAUAGACUCUGUUCUCAUCCUGCAGAUGAACGAGUCCUCAGGCCUUAUCUGCUUUCCUCUCUGUGAGCCUCACCCAAACAUCUCUCGGCUGGAGGUCGUGGAAAUCCAGACCCGGACUCCUGAUUUCAGCCGAAAGGAAACCUCUGACUCUGAGAGACAGACCAGACCAUCGGACAGAGACCGAUCUUUGCAGACAGACAGAACAGAAGACCAGAGGGUGGACACAGGGGAUGAUCGAAGAACAGACAGUAAAUACAGAACAGAGGCCUACAGCAAAAUCAUUGACUCAGAGGACGAGGGAGAGGGCAACAAUGGGGGCGAGGGAGAGGGAGAGGGCAACAAUGGGGGCGAGGGAGAGGGAGAGGGCAACAAUGGGGGCGAGGGAGAGGGCAACAAUGAGGGCGAGCUCCAGGAUGAGGACUGUUGGAGCUCGUCUGAAGAAGGACUGCUGGAGUCCGGUUAUGAGAAGCAUUUCAUGCCAAGUGCAAGAGAGAUCCUGGAGGUGCUCUGAAAUGAAGGUGUGAGGGUGGUCUGUCUGAGGUGGUCUGUCUGAGGUGUGGUCUGAGGUGGUCUGUCUGAGGUGGUGGUCUGAGGUGGUCUGUCUGAGGUGUGGUCUGAAGGUGGUCUGUCUGAGGUGUGGUCUGUCUGGAGUUGGUCUGUCUGAGGUGCUCUCUCUGAGGUGGUCUGUCUGAGAUGUGGUCUGUCUGAGAUGUGGUAUGUCUGAGGUGUAGUCUGUCUGAGGUGGUCUGUCUGAGAUGUGGUCUGUCUGAGAUGGUCUGUCUAAGGUGUGGUCUGAAGGUGGUCUGUCUGAGGUGGUCUCUCUGAGGUGGUCUGUCUGAGAUGUGGUCUGUCUGAGGUGUGGUCUGUCUGAGGUGGUCUUUCUAGGGUGUGGUCUGUUUAAGGUGUGGUCUGAAGGUGGUCUGUCUGAGGUAUGGUCUGGAGGUGGUCUUUUUGAGGUGUGGUCUGGAGGAGGUCUGUCUGAGGUGUGGUCUGGAGGUGGUCUGUUUGAGGUGUGGUCUGUCUGAGGUGUGGUCUGUCUGGGGUGUGGUCUGUCUGAGGUGGUCUGUCUGAGGUGUGGUCUGUCUGGGGUGUGGUCUGUCUGGCUGUCUGUCUGUGGUCUGUCUGAGGUGGUCUGUCUGGGGUGUGGUCUGUCUGAGGUGUGGUCUGGAGUUGGUCUGUCUGAGGUGGUCUGUCUGGAGGUGGUCUGUCUGGAGUUGGUCUGUCUGAGGUGUGGUCUUGGGGUGGUCUGUCUGAGGUGUGGUCUGGAGGUGGUCUGUCUGAUUUGAGGUCUCGGUGUGGUCUCAGGUGAAUCGUAAACUCAGGAUCAAUCAGAUUUUGAUUGUAGAUCAGGGUUAGGCUGAGGUUCAGGGUUUAUUCUCACCUUGAACGUUUCCUCCUGGUUGUCUAGAGGAGAACCUGGAGGACACAUUUCUGUCUGUUCCUGCUGCCGGAGGUCUUCAGGUGACUGAAAUCGUUGUAGUCAGUCUCUCAGUCUGAAGGUUUUUGUUCUCAUGUUUGAUUGUUGGUUUUUAUUUCCGUGUUUACCUCUCUUUACCUUCAGUGAUGGUUUGUACUUUUUAAAGGAGGCAGAAAAAAGUUAAACUGUGAAUCAGAAAAUAAAAUUUGACUUUUUUCACUCAUGGAAACUUUAAAUCUGUUCUCCAAAAUGAAAGGAGAGAAUAUUGACGUAUAUUCACUGUGGUUUAUUUGUUUACUCCCUUUUUUCU